UUAAACUGCAAUUCUUUAAUUGCAUUAAUUAAUGCAUAAUUACAUGAGGUCUCCACAUAAUAACACCCUUUUUUACGUACGGAGAUUUUCAGUGUUUCUUCAACUUGCGCCCCAAGCUUUCAUAUAUAUAUUAUACAGACACGCUGCUUGAAGAGUUUGAUCAAAGUUGUUCAUCUCUCUUUGUGCCGCUUCAGGUGGUUACACAUUUUUCUCCAGAAGGAAAAACAAGCAGAGAAAAUCCGAGAGACAGAUCAAAAUGGUUUGGAUGAGCAGAUGCGGUCUUCUGUUUCUGAUGAUUAUACUUUCGGAUUCCACCAUUUGCCAUUGCUGGGGCUGGUUCUCAUCUUCUUCUGCAGAAACCGGAACUCGCCAUGAAAACACAGAUUCUUCUUGCCCUAAAACUCACCGCUCCAAUUCUGAAUUCUCCAUGGAAGUGUUCAGUGAUCGGAAAGCGGUCCGAGCCCUUGAAAACGCCAAAACUAAGCUCGUGGGUCCGAACAGUUGCUGGCAGAAUGCUUACGCCUAUCUCUUCUCUGGUUGCAAGGAGAUUGUGGCCACCGAAGAGAAGAGGAAGCGAUUCGCUUGGCAUCUGAGCGAUUGCUUCCUUCGGGACUCGGGAAGAAGAGCUUUCCCGACCUGCAGUGAUAAAUCCACAAUGGUGAAUUGCAUCCAGAAACUAGAUGACCAUGAACACAAGAUCUAUCUCGAGUUCUUGCUCGAAACCAACACUAUCUGCUACCAAUUACAGAGCUAUGCGUUCAAAAACGACAUAGAGAGGCUAGUGAAUGAGCUGAGAAAGUCCGCGGAAGAUACAGAGGAUAAACUGGAUAUCCUAGAGAAGAAAUCUGAUGUUCUGAUGGAGAGAUCGAGUGUGAUCCACGAAUCUUUAGGCUCGAUAGAUCUCCGAGUUCAAGGUGUGGCUCAGAUGACAAACACCCUCGAAACUCAUAUGAGUGGACUGUCUCAGCAAGCUGAUGAAAUAUAUCGAGAAGCAAAGAAAAUUGCAGAAUCACAAGGGGUGCUAAGGGAAGGACAAGAGAAGAUGAGUGAGACCUUGAAGGAUGGGAUGGACAUGCUCAGUGAUGCAUACGAUAAUCUCGGGGAAGGAAUCGAAAAAUUAAAGAACGAAACGCAUGAGAUUGAGGGGGAGAUUACCAAACUCGGGAGUUCGAUAUCUUCCAAGAUGAAUGAUCUGCAGAGGAAAACAGAUGAUAUCGGGACUAUGGCCGGUAGUUCUCUGGAUAAGCAACAGAUGCUUCUAGAUGGGCAGUCGGUGGCUCUCGAGGGUCUUCAGUUUCUAACCCAGUUUCAGUCCGAGGCACUGCAAGAGAGCAGGAAUACCUUGGAAAGGUUAGCAGAAUAUAGCCAGAAACAGCAGGAGGAGCUUGUCAAGAGGCAAGAACAGCUUCAGCAGGUUCAUGAUCACCUGUUUGAAAACUCCAAAUCGAUUUUGGCAGCACAGGAAGCAUUUGAGGCGAAACAAGCAAGCAUGUUCAUAGCUCUGGAUAAGUUAUUCGCUUUGCACAAUGCGAUGCUUGUUGAAUCACGGUUGAUUAAGGCCUUCUUCAUCUACUUCAUGUCGAUCUUCGUCAUCUACAUGUUUACCAGUACCAAACAAACUUACACUAUAAGGCCAAGGCUUUACAUCGGUUUGGGCAUCACCCUGGUGUUAGAAGUGAUGACUCUCCGUCUCAUGAACGACACAGAACAGCAGGCAUGGAUGACGACUCUCGUCAGGUCCCUCUUUGCCGUUCUUGCUUCAACUCAGCUUCUUUAUGCAGUUUUCACAUACAGGGACUAUGAAGUAUUAAACCACCAGAUUUUGUUAAGGCUAGUAGAAAAGGUUAACGAUAUUCAGAGCAACACAGAUUCUACAUGGAGCGACAGUGAGGUGGAUUGGUCAUCCUGGAUUGAUGAGGACUUGUCUGAUGAUGAGGACAACCUUAAAGAUCCUGAUUACAGAAUUCCGGAAGAGAUAAAGAACAAUUUGCUUACCUCUUCAGAAACGAGAAGAUCAUAUAGCCUCCGUCACCGAUAG
Messenger RNA from Tarenaya hassleriana, 2038 nucleotides. RefSeq names its product protein GAMETE EXPRESSED 1-like. NCBI's taxonomy places the organism in Eukaryota, Viridiplantae, Streptophyta, Magnoliopsida, Brassicales, Cleomaceae. Bases 257 to 2038 code for a protein of 593 amino acids. The transcript is spliced from 5 exons. The record is from RefSeq and is a predicted model, not a curated record.